Molecule: messenger RNA, 447 nt
Organism: Halteromyces radiatus
Lineage: Eukaryota; Fungi; Mucoromycota; Mucoromycetes; Mucorales; Cunninghamellaceae
Product: maf-like protein
Exons: 3
Coding region: 1-447 (148 amino acids)
Molecular function (GO): nucleoside triphosphate diphosphatase activity
Source: RefSeq, a predicted model, not a curated record
AUGAAAGCAAACGAAGUAUGGAAACGAUGUCAAUCGGACGAAAACUUACCUACAGCAGACGUAGUCAUAGGAGCUGAUACUGUGGUAGUGUACAAGGACCAAGUACUGGAAAAGCCAAAGGAUGCCGAUCAAGCUAUUAGUAUGUUACGACAACUCAGUGGACAAACUCAUACAGCUCUUACUGGUGUUCAUAUUCUCGCCAAAGAUGUUCACUAUCAGUUUGUCACGACUACCAAGGUGACAUUUGCUUCACUCAGUGAUGACGAUAUUUUUGAAUAUGUUCGUCAAGGAGAACCUUUCGACAAAGCUGGUGCUUAUGGUAUUCAAGGACCUGCUGCAUUAUUCAUAUCAAACAUUGAAGGUGAUUAUUGGAAUGUGGUUGGAUUACCACAACACCCUCUUUAUCAAGAAUUAUUGAAACUAGCUAAAACAAAACAAUGGAUAUGA